Xyrauchen texanus (razorback sucker) is the source of this 786-nucleotide messenger RNA. Its product is annotated as T-cell surface glycoprotein CD3 zeta chain-like. Bases 57 to 599 code for a protein of 180 amino acids. Gene Ontology annotation, biological process: cell surface receptor signaling pathway. NCBI's taxonomy places the organism in Eukaryota, Metazoa, Chordata, Actinopteri, Cypriniformes, Catostomidae. The transcript has 8 exons. Gene Ontology annotation, molecular function: IgE receptor activity. Gene Ontology annotation, cellular component: Fc-epsilon receptor I complex. The record is from RefSeq and is a predicted model, not a curated record.
CCAAGUGACAGGAAGGAACUGCAUCCAGAGAAACAUCUAUAGUCUCAGGCGAUGUAAUGGAAAUGAGCAGGACAGCCACUCUAUUGUUCUUGGCCACACAUGUGUCCUACACAGAGGCUGUGCAUGUGAGCGACCCAAUUGUUUGCUACAUUUUGGAUGUAAUUCUGCUGCUGUAUUCCAUCAUUAUUACUGCUCUCUACUUUGAACAGAAGUUUACAAGGGAAUUGCCUAUUCCUCCAGACCCUGCAACCCCAGCCCGAAAUGCCAAUGAGGCUGUAUAUACAGACUUAGAUCUGCCUCAGAUCAAUUCUGAUUAUCAGCAACUGGACAGACCGAUUAGAAGCCAAGAGGAGACACAUUAUCAGGAACUGAGAGGACAAUCAAAUGAAGAAUACCAGAAAAUAAAGAAAACAAGAACUAAAAUAUUCUUCUUACAUUAUGGUCAAUUGAUGCGGUUUACAAAUAGAUGUUCUGUAUCUGCCUCUGUCUGUAGCCUCACAAAAGAAAACCUAAAGAGGCUCGAACAGGGAGAAAAAGGGAUGCAGCAGAAGUUGUGGAGAUGGACACUUUUGAGGCAUCAUGAAAUUAAACCUGUGUAACUUCAACAAGAACAAUUUAUGGAUGCAUUCAUUGAUUUUUGGUAGCCUGUAAUUUGUCAUCUUAUUUCACAUUUGCAACCAUUUGUAACAAUAGAUGGUCUUGUAUGCUUUAUCAGAAGGAAAGCACAGAUAAUUUUGUAAGAAGCAAUUUAUGAACUGAACUUGUGCAUUUGGGAAGGUAGCUGUG